Molecule: messenger RNA, 507 nt
Organism: Prunus armeniaca (apricot)
Lineage: Eukaryota; Viridiplantae; Streptophyta; Magnoliopsida; Rosales; Rosaceae
Source: the annotation of a GenBank genome assembly
AUGGCUGGGAAGGGGGUUGCCAGGCAAGCGAUUGGGAAGCGUCCUAGAGAUGAUGAUGAAGGCCUGGUUGCCGAUGUGUUGGGAAAGAAGAGAGCGCUAGAGGAAGCUCACCGAAGUAUGAUGGGAAUAGGGUCGAGGCUUCCUCCCUUUGACCUGCAGGCGCUUCCGAAGCUCCCCUUUGGUAUGAAGGACGUUUAUGCCGAGGGAGUGGAGAAAAUGGACUUCUCCAGGCUGCGUCGGCAAAACAAGAAGGUGAACCUGGCCAUGCAUCGGCAGGAGGUUCCCUUGGUGAACGUCUUCUUGGAAGGCGUGAAGUGUGACCCUGAAGCCUAUGGUGAGAUGUACGGGAACAUGGCCAAGGCAGAUAAGGAGAUCCAGAGGUUGAAGAGGCGCAGUGAGAUGGCCAAGGACAAGAUAGCAGAGGCGCAGGAUGCCAUUCGGGAGAAGAACGCCCUGCUGUUGCAAAAGGCGGCGUUGGCCAGAGAGGUGGAGGAGCUGAAGCAGUGA